Molecule: messenger RNA, 2103 nt
Organism: Closterium sp. NIES-65
Lineage: Eukaryota; Viridiplantae; Streptophyta; Zygnematophyceae; Desmidiales; Closteriaceae
Source: the annotation of a GenBank genome assembly
AUGACGCUUCGGUCUCAGGGAGAAUUAUCAAGCAGCCGAACCAUAGCGCACACGAUCUGGACGUCAGGAAGCACGAUCCUUCGCGGCAAUGUCAACCGCGGUAAAAGGACCAACACUGGCAGCACUGCACUUGGCGCUACAACCGCCACUGCUGGUGCCGCGGCUACAACCUCUGAUGCUGGGUCCAUCGCUGCUAACACCGCAGCUACGGGAUCGGGGUGCGCGACGUCGGCGCUGGAGGGGUUCGCGUGGUCGGCGGCGCUGGGGUCCACUGGACUCACGCUGCAUUGGCGCGCAGUGGACUCGUCGCGCCUCGCCUUGGCGCUGGAAGCGGCGGGUGGCAGCGCGGCGGCGGCGGGGUGGUUCGCCGUGGGAUGGUCGGCGACGGGCCGCAUGGCGGCGUCCGACGCCGUGGUGGGCAAUCUGGCGGGCGGCGCCGUCCAGGCGGUGUACAUGAGCGGCACGGCGCAGAGCGACGUUCAGCCCACAAGCAGCUUCGAUAUUGGCAACGCGCAGCUCGCCACGUCACCCUCGGGAUCCACCGUUCUCAAGUGCGUCGGGCGCUGGUUUGUGAUGUUGCGGUUCAACCGGUCGGCGGGAGAUGGCUCGGUGGCGGUGAGCAUGCAGGGCAGCAACACACUCGUGUGGGCGCACUCUAGCGACGGCUCGCAGUCCCUCGGCUUCCACGCCGACUAUGAUGGCGCGCUGCAAGUGGACUUCGCGUGCUCCUCUGCCUCGUCCGGAGGGGGAGGGGGUGGCGGCACUGGCGGGGGCACGGGGGGAGGCACUGGCGGAGGUAGCAGUGGUGGUGGCGGAGGAGGCGGAGGAAGGGGAGGCGGUGGGGGGGACUGCAGGAGAGGGCUUGGGGGCGGACGUGGGGGGCCUGGUGGGGGACAGGGGGGGCCUGGGGGAGGGCAGGGCGGACCUGGGGGCGGGCAAGGGGGGCGUGGUGGGGGACAGGGGGGAUUUGGGGGCGGACAGGGCGGUUCUGUUGGGGAACAGGGCGGACCUGGGGCCGGGCAGGGGGGAGCUGGGGGCGGCAAUGGUGGUGACAACAGCAAUGGGGGGAGCUACAGCGGCGGUAAUGGCGGAAGUGACUACAGCGGAGGCAACACUGGUGGUUACUACAGCGCAGGAGGUGGAGGGGGAGGGGCUGGUGGGGGUGCUGGUGGGGGCUGUGGGGGAGGACAAGGGCAAGGCGGGGGACCUGGGGGACAGGGGGAAGGUGGGGGAGGGCAGGGCGGACCUGGUGAGGGACAGGGGGGCCCUGGAAGCGGGCAAGAGGGAGCUGGAGGCGGGCAGGGGGGGCCUGGGGGGGAUUAUGGUGGGGGGAGCAAUGGUGGUGACUACGGGGCUGGUAAUGGCGGUGGUGACUAUAGUGGGGGGAAUGGAGGGGACUACAACACUGGUGAUGACUACAGCGGGGGGAACACUGGAGGGGGCUAUGGUGGCGGCAAUGGUGGUGACUAUAAUGGAGGGAGCUACACUGGGGACUACAGUGGGGAUUACAGCGGGGGGAUGGGCGGCAGUCAGGGCGGCAGUCAGGGCGGCAGUCAGGGCGGCAGCCAGGGCGGCCCAUCUGGGGGUUUAAAUGGCGGGGGAGGCAUGGGCGGUGGUGCUGCUGGCGGUGGCAUGGGAGGGCCUGGGGGAAUGGGCGGAGGUGGGGGUAUGGGAGGGGGCGGAGGAAUGGGAGGGAGCGGGGGAAUGGGAGGGGGCGGGGGAAUGGGAGGACCUGGGAGUGGUAUGGGCGGAGGAGGAGGGAUGAGGGGAGGGAGAGGGACGGGCGGAGGUGGAGGUAUGGGAGGAGGAGGCAUGGGGGGAGGAGGCAUGGGGGGAGGAGGCAUGGGGGGAGGAGGCAUGGGGGGAGGAGGCAUGGGGGGAGGAGGCAUGGGGGGAGGAGGCAUGGGGGGAGGAGGCAUGGGGGGAGGAGGCAUGGGGGGAGGAGGCAUGGGGGGAGGAGGCAUGGGGGGAGGAGGCAUGGGGGGAGGAGGCAUGGGGGGAGGAGGCAUGGGGGGAGGAGGCAUGGGGGGAGGAGGCAUCGGGGGAGGAGGCAUCGGGGGAGGAGGCAUGGGGGGAGGGCCUGGCGGUCGUGGAAGGCAUUGA